AUGAAGCUCAGUCAAAUUAUAUCAUUAUCGCUCAUACCAACGUUGUAUGUGUUGUUUGUGUUAUUGCUGGAGUUUGUGGAAGAUGCUGUGGCACAAAAUCCUGACCCACUUUUCCAGCUACCCGUGCAAUUGGUGGGCUUUCCAGUUAUUGUGUUGUCCGUGCGUUUGUCGCAAUUCGCUAAAAAACUGGCCUACUCGCUGAAUCCAAAUACCUAUCGUGCACGCACCAAACGCGAAAUUGCCGCAUCAGCCGCUUAUGAUGCCGAAUUAGCACAAAAAGAGAUCUUGCGGGAGUUUGGUCCACGCGCUUGCAUACUGGAGGAGCCUUGCCGUGUGCACGCCUCACGCCCGGGUCGUUUUGGUGCGCAAGAGCAUCCAGCAUGGAAUGAAAUAUUGAGAAACUACAGAGUUCAAUCAACCGGCAUGAAACAAUGGUACCUCCUCUCACUCUACAUUGGCGAUGCAGUGCGCGAUGUGCCACUGUGUCGGCACCUGGCCAAACGGAUGCCAUGUCCAGGCGUUGGACCAUUGCCGCCACCGCAACCACGUUAA
Molecule: messenger RNA, 552 nt
Organism: Anastrepha obliqua
Lineage: Eukaryota; Metazoa; Arthropoda; Insecta; Diptera; Tephritidae
Exons: 3
Coding region: 1-552 (183 amino acids)
Source: RefSeq, a predicted model, not a curated record